AUGCUUGCCCUUCAGUGCCAAAAAGUUGGGGCUAGUAAUAGUUUAAAUCCACCCUCCUACUCUGCAACCAGUCUAGCAGCCCCGAAUUACGGUGCUGAGCCAAUCUGCCCAGGUCCAAUAACCAAUACAUUAGAACGGGGAAAUGUGGCCUCGGAAUCUUUAGUGUCUCCGAGAAAUUCGUCUCAUAGUGUGCCGAGAUUCUCAGCUAUCAGCAGUGACGCUCCGUCACUCCUCGCAUAUCCUACCCGGUCACCAAUGGCCCCUUCGGAUCUAUCUUCACUUACAACAAACUCAUCGGCGUGUAGCGAGCCAACCGAUUUGCCACCGUUACUCCCACAGUCGGGCCCCAUGCAUUCCGGUUAUUCUACUGUCCCACACCAACAACCAUCGCAGUGCUACUCAACGUCUGGCAAUUUCUAUGAUGGUUUGCGAGAUAUUCGUCCUCCUUCAGGGUUUUUAUCUGAAUUCGAUCCAGCUGUUCCACAUUCUAGAUCUGAUCAGGUAAUAUCCACUCGACCGCACGAGAACGAAAUGAUGCAACCACUUUCUGUGAAUCGAGCUGAUGUUACGUCCUCGGUCUCAUUUACCCACGAUAGAAGGGUCGAAAGUAACCAACCUGCACACUAUCCUAAUGUACGUAACACCGAAUCCUGGACGGCUCUCCUUCAGAGUGAACAAGCACAUGACUACCUAACUUACACUCAGGAUCAUCUUAGCUCUAUACAAUGUACACAAAAUGAAUCACACUGGGCAACGCCCUAUCGUGCCACAUUUGAAGGACAAAGGCUUGAGUAUACCCCAGUUUCGAACUCUGUUGGUUCGGAUACUUUCAGUCAAGCACAAGCCACGUUCUCCUACGGUCGAGAAACCACACCGACAAGUCAUCCCACAGAUUGUUUGCCGACAGAAGGAUAUGCAUUGGAAAGUGAACAGCACGAUCACCGUCAACAACAUCCAUGUCUCUAUACACCCCAGUGUCAUUCAUACUCUUAUCCAGAAUACGCCAGUAACAACUUUGGAGACUGGUUCAAAACACAUAGUAAAGAAUCUGAGUCAAGACUGCCGGAUUCAUUGGCCGUAUCAGCCUACGAAAAUAGUGAAAGUUCCGCUUGGGGAAACGGAGUAAAUCAGUUAUGGUCAAAUGAUCCCUACAAGUCCUUUCUUGUAGCUGCUGCUGUGGCCCAAACCCCAACCAGAGGCCCUCAGUUGUAUUCCAGUAAUUAUGCACACAUAUAUCAGUCCUUAUUAUCCGCUAGAAAUGGUGGCCUGACCGAAAGUCCCUAUGGGUCGCCCUGUUCACUAGACUACCGAACUGAGAAAAGUGACGAUAUUGGUUCUCACAGCUCAGUUAGUCUUGAAGGCUCACUCCAAUCGACGACAGAGCAAAGUGCUACAACUGUGACGUCAAAGAGCACCACUUCUAGCGGAAGUUCCAGACGCUACUCAGGACGGACAACCUGUGACUGUCCCAACUGCCAGGAAGUCGAACGUUUAAAUCUUACGGCUCCAGCUGUGGCAGCCGAACUUCGGCGUAAAAAUCUGCAUAGUUGUCAUGUCCCCGGUUGUGGGAAAGUAUACAAUAAGACGAGCCACCUUAAAGCACAUUUGCGAUGGCACACGGGAGAACGCCCAUUUGUAUGCAAUUGGUUAUUGUGCGGGAAGAGGUUCACACGUUCAGACGAACUUCAGCGACAUCUACGAACUCAUACAGGUGAGAAACGUUUUCUUUGUCCGGUAUGUCAUAAACGCUUUUUGAGAAGUGAUCACCUGAAUAAACACGUUCGAACACAUUGCGAAUCCGAUGAACUGGGUGGGGAAACGGAUACUGUGAAAAGUGUUGAUGCGGAGGAACGACCAGAUUCAUCUCUGUCUCCCAAAUCCGACGUCUUCGAAAGCGAGCGAGCCGAAGGACUUCUGUCCCGUUGUUCAGAGGCGUCAAUCGAUCAAAGCCGACCUGAGUCUCGGACACAUGCCAACCAUUGUGAUUAUAAGGAUGACCUUUAUCCGGAUGCUCCACAUCGUCCAGCAAAAAGACACUGUGAUGGAAGUGCUGCACCUGCUGGAGUUAAUGAUCGUUCUUCCUCCAUGUGGUCAGUCUAG
Molecule: messenger RNA, 2100 nt
Organism: Opisthorchis viverrini
Lineage: Eukaryota; Metazoa; Platyhelminthes; Trematoda; Opisthorchiida; Opisthorchiidae
Exons: 1
Coding region: 1-2100 (699 amino acids)
Biological process (GO): regulation of transcription by RNA polymerase II
Molecular function (GO): DNA-binding transcription factor activity, RNA polymerase II-specific; RNA polymerase II cis-regulatory region sequence-specific DNA binding
Source: RefSeq, a predicted model, not a curated record